AUGAUUAGGUAUAUCGCCAGACCCACAUAUCCAAAGUUAGUUUCACGUAUCAUGUCUACUCAGAAUCUCUCGCAGAAUGCUCCAAACAAGAAGAUAAAAUUAUCUGUUGAAAGCGAAGAUAAAAUAAGUGGGACAACCUCAAAAGUCACUUCUACUGCUACAGUUGAAACUGAUUCUAAACAACUCAAGAAUGAUAUCAGUCCUAAAAUAGACUUACAGUCUAUGAUGCAGAAUAUAGUCAAUUCGAAAAAACCUAUAUGGAAGCCGCUUGUUUGGAUAGAUUGUGAGAUGACUGGUUUGGAUGUUUUUCAGGACCAUAUUAUUGAAAUUUGCUGCAUUAUAACUGAUGGGAACUUAGAAAUAAUAGAUGAAAAAGGAUUUGAAUCUACAGUCUAUCAGCCAAAGGAAGUCUUGGAUGGAAUGAAUGAAUGGUGUGUCAAUCAGCACGGAAAAUCGGGUUUAACCGCUAAAAUUCUUGAGAACCCUCAAUGUGAAUUAUCUAAAAUUGAAGAUGAGUUGUUGGAAUACAUAAAGCAAUACGUGCAACCAAAUAAAGGUAUUAUGGCAGGUAAUUCUAUACAUAUGGAUAAAUUCUUCAUGAUGAGAGAAUUCCCAAAGAUUAUUGACUAUUUGCAUUACAGAUUAAUUGAUGUCUCAUCGAUAAUGGAGGUUGGUUACAGACAUAAUCCAGAAUUGAUGAAGUUAUUUCCAAAGAAACAAGGCAAUCAUACUGCUAGAUCUGAUAUUUUGGAAAGCAUUAAUCAAUUGAAAUGGUACAAACAAAACUACCUUAAAGGUGAACCUGAAACUAAAGAAUUAAUAGAAAAGAAUAGAAUAUUAGAAAACGAAACUAAUUCCAAUGAAGAGUAG
Debaryomyces tyrocola is the source of this 870-nucleotide messenger RNA. The record is from the annotation of a GenBank genome assembly. NCBI's taxonomy places the organism in Eukaryota, Fungi, Ascomycota, Pichiomycetes, Serinales, Debaryomycetaceae.